AUGGCUCUUUGUUUGGCUAAUUCAUUGAUUGCUUGUGGGGAUUUUGUGCCGUACGACCAAUUAGUUCGUUACAAGUGGUGGUAUCGGUAUGGUUAUAUGUCAUCAACUGGACAUUGCUUUGAUAUAGGUGCGGCUACGAAAAAUGCUAUUCAAGAAUUUGAAAAAAGACAAAGAAAAUUUGCGAAAGCCUGGAAUAUUUCGUAUGAAGAGAUGGAUAAUACCUUGAGUUCUGAACUUCUUCAAGCGUUUAACGUGAAUUGCAGUAAAGAAGGAGUGGCCGGUAAUGGUGCUCUUAUGCGUUUAGCACCUGUACCGCUUUUCUUUUAUCGAAUUCCUGAAAAAGCUGUCGAAUAUUCAGGUGAAAGUGGUCGAAUUACUCAUGGAGAUGACAAAGCAUACGAUGCAUGCCGUUAUUACGGUGCUCUUAUUGUCGCUGCACUUCAUGGUGUAUUAAAAGACGAAUUAAUCAGCGAUAAAUUUUAUGAGGAUCAUAAACAAUGGUUCGGUAAAAAGCCGCUUCAUACGGACAUCUUAAAGAUUGCUCAAGGUUCGUACAAAAAAUCCGGUGGGUAUAAUGAAGGAAUUCGAGGUAAAGGCUAUGUGGUUAGUGCACUGGAAGCUGCUUUGUGGGCAUUUUGGAGUGACAAUAAUUCGUUCGAGGAAGGUGCUCUUAAGGCUGUUAAUCUGGGCGACGAUACUGAUACAACAGCAGCCAUCUAUGGUCAAUUAGCCGGUGCUGUCUAUGGAUAUCAGGAUCUACCUAACAAAUGGUGCAAACGUGUCUAUGCGAAGAAUUUCAUCAGUCAUGUUAGUAACUGGAUCGUUUGCGAAGGGAUCAUAAAUGACAAUGAAGAGCAUUUUGCUCAUUUUGGAAAAGAUGAUCCGAAUGAAGACUACGAUCAUCCUGAACAUUCGGUGACUCAAAAUUGUAAAUCGUAUACAUUUGAUACUGAUUACGGUCACAAGCUAAGAAUAAUUGAUACGCCCGGGCGUUCAUCUGAUCAUCCGAAAAUGUCAUGUGAAGAAGGUUGGUCAAUUUCGAAAAAAUCAUGGGAUCGUCUUCUAGAAUAUACGCACAAAAGUCUUUCACCAUACUUUAUUCGCCAAGAAUGCAACAAGGUUGAAUAUUUUCGACUCAAAACUAUGGGAAUGAUUCGUCCAAUGUUGGAAUCAAUGCGAAACAUUCUUCGAAAUGUAUCAAAUGCAUUAAAAGGUCGAAUUUUAUCAGUUGACGAUGCCUGGCAAUGA
Rotaria sp. Silwood1 is the source of this 1248-nucleotide messenger RNA. The record is from the annotation of a GenBank genome assembly. Lineage: Eukaryota; Metazoa; Rotifera; Eurotatoria; Philodinida; Philodinidae.